Messenger RNA from Corylus avellana, 2709 nucleotides. RefSeq lists its product as uncharacterized. The record is from RefSeq and is a predicted model, not a curated record. NCBI's taxonomy places the organism in Eukaryota, Viridiplantae, Streptophyta, Magnoliopsida, Fagales, Betulaceae.
ACUUAGACAUUCAUUCACCUCAGCGGAGCUCAAUACUGCGCUGGACGGGCGAUCGCCAUUUUCAGCCAUGCCAAUUCCCAAAGACAAAGAUCAACAAAUACUAAGGUUUUGACUUAAAUAUCCUGCAAUAUUUCCAUUAGCAAGAAAACUAGCUGCUGAUUCUCACAGCGCUCAUGGCUCUGAAAAGCUCAUUAUUAUCAUUGGCAUACGCUUUGGUCCUCGCGCUGAAUCUACUCUUAAUCCCAUCCGAGUCGGCGGCACCGCAAGCCUUUCGGAGAGAUCCGGGACAUCCUCAGUGGCACCACGGAGCCUUCCAAGACGUCAGAGAGAGCGUCCGAACCGAUGUCCGUCGCUUGCUCCAUACUCGCGCCGAGGUUCCAUUCCAGGUUCCACUUGAAGUAAAUGUAGUCCUCGUUGGUUUCAAGGGGGACGGAGGCUAUAGGUACAAGGUAGAUGAUCACAAAUUGGAAGAGUUUCUGAGGGUCAGCUUCCCGACUCACAGGCCCUUGUGCUUAGAGACCGGCGAGCAUCUCGAUAUCGAGCAUCAUGUUGUUUUUAACGCAUUUCAUGCUGGACAGCCGGAACUUAUAGCACUUGAGAAGGCACUGAAAGAGGCCAUGGUUCCUGCUGGAACUGCAAGAGAGACUGAUUAUGGAAGAGAGGUCCCUUUAUUCGAGAUAGAUGCAACCGCUGUUGAACCAGUAUUUGAGAAGCUAUAUUCGUACAUAUUUGACAUGGACAAUGUUAGAUAUUCCGCUGCGGAGAUGGAUAGACCUGUGCCGAGUGCAAUAUUUAUCGUCAACUUCGACAAGGUGAGAAUGGAUCCUAGGAAUAAGGAAAUUGAUCUCGGACAUUUAAUGUAUGACAAACUUACCCAGCUAACAGAGGAAGAUAUUAAAAAUCAAGAGGGUGGCUACAUAUAUCGUUAUCGGUAUAAUGGUGGAGGAGCAUCCCAAGUUUGGCUCGGCUCUGGCAGAUUUGUUGUGAUCGACCUCUCAGCGGGCCCAUGCACUUAUGGAAAGAUUGAGACUGAAGAGGGGAGUGUUAGUGCUAGAACAUUGCCACGCUUACAGCAAGUGAUGCUUCCAAGAGGUUUAGGUCCAGCUAGUGGUCAUUCUUCCCAUGAUAUAUUCAUUGGACAACUUGCCUCUUUGAUAUCGACCACAGUUGAGCAUGUUAUAGCUCCGGAUGUCAGGUUUGAAACUGUUGAUCUGGCAACGAGGUUGCUUGUACCUAUCAUUGUCCUGCAAAAUCAUAAUCGAUAUAAUAUUAUGGACAAAGGUCACAAUUACAGUAUUAAUAUCAAAGCAAUUGAGGCAGAGGUUAAGAAGAUGGUUCAUGAUGGACAAGAAGUAGUUAUAGUUGGAGGUUCACAUUCAUUACAUCGCCAUGAGAAGUUGGCUAUUGCUGUUUCAAAGGCAAUGCGAGGCCAUUCCCUGCAAGAAACAAAGAAGGAUGGGCGUUUCCAUGUUCAUACGAAGACAUAUCUGGAUGGUGCCAUUCUUAAAGAAGAGAUGGAACGAUCUGCUGAUGUGCUUGCUGCAGGUUUGCUUGAGGUGGCUGAUCCAUCUCUUUCAAGUAAAUUUUUCCUCCGCCAGCACUGGAUGGAUGAAUCUGAGGGGUCAAGUGAUUCCAUACUAAAACAUAAACCUCUUUGGGCUACUUACGACUCAAAACACGGCAAGAAGAAAAAGAAAACGGAAAAGAAACAGGGGGAUCUAUACCGGACUUAUGGAACAAGAGUAAUUCCUGUUUUUGUGCUAUCAUUAGCUGAUGUGGAUGCUCAACUUAUGAUGGAAGACGAAAGUCUCAUAUGGACAAGCAAUGAUGUUGUCAUUGUACUUGAGCAUCAAAGUGAAAAGAUACCUCUGAGUUACGUUUCAGAAACGGAGAGAAGGCAUGCUAUCCCAUCACAGGCACAGCGUCAUAUAUUGGCAGGGCUUGCCUCUGUUGUGGGUGGAUUGAGUGCACCAUAUGAGAAGGCUUCUCAUGUACAUGAAAGGCCAGUUGUGAAUUGGCUUUGGGCUGCUGGUUGUCAUCCGUUUGGACCAUUCUCAAAUACUUCUCAAAUUAGUCAAAUGCUGCAAGACGUUGCAUUGAGGAACUCAAUAUAUGCACGUGUAGAUUCUGCACUUCACAGGAUCCGUGAUACCUCAGAGGCUGUAGAAGCUUUUGCUGCAGAUCACCUCAAAACUUCACUUGGUGAACCAGUCAAGGGCAAGAAGAACAAGACAACCACUGAGCUCUGGUUGGAGAAGUUUUACAGAAAAACAACUAACCUGCCAGAACCUUUCCCUCAUGAAUUAGUUGAACGUUUAGAGAAGUACUUAGAUAGCCUUGAGGAACAGCUUGUAGAUUUGUCUUCCUUGUUAUAUGAUCACCGGUUACAUGAUGCACAUUUUAACAGUUCAGAAAUUCUACAGAGCUCCAUGUUUACCCAGCAGUAUGUAGAUCAUGUCUUAGCCAGUGAAAGGGAAAAGAUGAGGUGCUGCGAAAUCGAGUUCAAAUAUCCGGUGCAAUCCUCCCAAACUUACAUCUACGGGGGCAUUCUUAUUGCUGGAUUCUUUGUAUACUUCCUUGUCAUCUUCUUUUCCAAUCCCGUGCGCUGACUUUAAUACUUACUCUCUAUGGAAUACACACCAAUUUUUCAAAGCUCAGAUGCUCACAUGUAGAAGAAAUGCAUUUUUAAAAUCUGACAAGAAUUUUGAC